GUUAGAAAUAACAUAUAAUACAUAUACUUAAUCAACAUGGGUAGAAUGCACAGCAACGGCAAAGGUAUUUCAGGUUCAGCCUUACCAUACAACAGAAAACCACAUUCAUGGACCAAACCAACUUCAACUGAAGUCUGUGAAACUGUUUGCAAAUUAGCCAAAAGAGGUUACACUCCAUCAAGAAUCGGUGCCACUUUAAGAGAUUCACACGGUAUUGCUCAAGUUAAAAAUGUUACUGGUAGCAAAAUCUUACGUAUCUUAAAAGUUAACGGUUUAGCUCCAACCAUCCCAGAAGAUUUAUACCACUUAAUCAAAAAAGCCGUCACCAUCAACAAACAUUUACAAAGAGCCCGUAAAGAUUACGACGGUAAAUUCCACCUUCGUUUAGUCGAAUCACGUAUCCACAGACUUUCACGUCCAUACAGAAAGAACGGUACCCUCCCACCAAACUGGAAAUACGAAUCAGCCACCGCCUCAACUUUAGUUGCUUAAGGUGUCAAAUUCUUAUAAUUUUAAAUAAAAUAGAAGUAUUCGGGGUGUAUUAUUGGUGUCAAAGCUAAUGAUAUACUUUUUAAAACUGAUACUUUCUAUUAAAUC
This is a messenger RNA of Dictyostelium purpureum, 597 nucleotides long. Its product is annotated as 40S ribosomal protein S13. Gene Ontology annotation, molecular function: structural constituent of ribosome; small ribosomal subunit rRNA binding. The record is from RefSeq and is a predicted model, not a curated record. The transcript is spliced from 2 exons. Gene Ontology annotation, cellular component: cytosolic small ribosomal subunit; nucleolus; ribosome. Lineage: Eukaryota; Evosea; Eumycetozoa; Dictyosteliales; Dictyosteliaceae. The coding region runs from base 37 to 492 and encodes 151 amino acids. Gene Ontology annotation, biological process: translation.